AGCGCUCCAAACUUUCUCCUGAGUUUGAGCGACACCUCGGUGGCGCGCGGGGCCAGCGCGAGUGCGCAACACUUUGAAGGCGAAUUCCAGAAAGGAAGUACAAACCGAACCGAGCCGAACCGUAGGUGAUGUUCGAGGAAGAGGCGAUGCAAGACGAGUCAAGUUCCCCGGAAUCCCCGGUGGACAGUCUCGGUAACAGUGAAGAGGAGCUCGACAGGCAGCAAAAGCGCGGCGCAAGAAAAAGGAGAGCGAGUCGAAGAAGCGGAGAGGACUCGGACAGCCCGACGCCAGGCUCCGGAAAAAGAGGCAAAAAGUGCGCCGGAAGCCCUCAGUCUUUCGAGGACCUGCAGACGCAGCGCGUCAUGGCGAAUGUGCGGGAGCGGCAACGCACGCAGUCCCUGAACGAGGCGUUCGCCUCCCUGCGCAAGAUCAUCCCCACCCUGCCCUCGGACAAACUGAGCAAAAUACAGACUCUCAAGCUCGCCGCUCGUUACAUCGAUUUCCUUUGCCAGGUGCUGCAAAGCGACGAGCUGGACUCCAAAAUGGCGAGCUGCAGUUAUGUGGCGCAUGAACGGCUGAGCUAUGCGUUUUCCGUGUGGAGGAUGGAAGGCGCAUGGUCCAUGUCAACAUCUCACUAACGCGCACAGACCUGCGGCUUCUUUGGAGAGCGAUGAUUUCUAACUGAGCAGCAGAAGGACAGCAGGAGAAAGCCUGCGCAGAGCAAGAGGACCAAAAGGAAACAGCCUGUAGAGUCAGCAGGCCCGGAUUAUAGCCAAACAGGGAAGAUUUUGGAGACAGUCUUACCGGGGUGGACCGGUGGCGUCGUCGCGAGCACUUAACGACAGUAUUACGAGGAAUUGCCUUCAAGAUCCGUGCUUGUAAAUGCGGUGAAUUUUGACCAUGAAUGUUGGAACUUUGUACUUGUGUAGGCUAUAUGCAUGCAUUCCGACAAGCCUUGCCAUCUCAUACCAAGCCACAAAGACUGCAGCAGCAGGAAGCAGGCGCUUCAUUUCGGGCUGACAGUGUGGAGCCACGAAUAUGAAUGUCAUCCUAUUUAUUUCGUCAAAGAACGAAACAUGGCUCAUAUCUGUAUAAAACUCUUUUUUUUAUUUUCAUCUGGUCUAUGAAUGAAAGGUUAUUUAUUUAUUGAUACUUAUCAUGAUGAAGAAUGGAUCCGGUGUCUACAUUCAUUUGUGUGUUUCAUGUUUGUAAAUAUGCGUUUAUUUUUCUGCAAUAAAA
This is a messenger RNA of Hemibagrus wyckioides, 1239 nucleotides long. RefSeq names its product twist family bHLH transcription factor 1a (gene twist1a). Bases 129 to 638 code for a protein of 169 amino acids. Gene Ontology annotation, molecular function: DNA-binding transcription factor activity, RNA polymerase II-specific; RNA polymerase II transcription regulatory region sequence-specific DNA binding; protein dimerization activity. Gene Ontology annotation, biological process: developmental process; regulation of transcription by RNA polymerase II. The record is from RefSeq and is a predicted model, not a curated record. Lineage: Eukaryota; Metazoa; Chordata; Actinopteri; Siluriformes; Bagridae. The transcript is spliced from 2 exons.